GGAGAAAGAUAACGGCUCUGGGAAGCCAAAGACGAGAAAUCGCUGAUCUUUGUAUUUGACGUGUACCUGCGGUGCAUAUUUUAAAUCGCGUUUGUCUAACGAUCAGCGCUGAACCCAAGGUCCCCCCUCCCCUGUUGAGCCGCCUCACAUCAAUAUUCGCUAAUGGGAGAUCGGCUAACUUGACGAUGACGGUGAUGAUGAUGCAUCAGAGGAUUUAUCCCGGUGUCUGACUGAGAUGGAGCCAGCGGCGCCUGAGUGGAGUCGCUUGCUAGCCAGCUAGCGAGCUAACGGUGCCCUCCGGGAUUGAGCGUGUACCCGAGCAAACCGCGUUUUUAAGCUAAAUGGAUGCAGCCGCAGUUUUAUCGCGCAUUAGUUCCACCUUUGACCCCCAUGUUUGAUAGCCAAACCAUGCCGACCUGCAGAUACUGCUAACUUAACCUUCUGGGUUGGGUACACGUGACAGCAUUUAUCUCUCUCCAACAAUUAGCUGCACCUUCGGCCCGUCCUUGGAUGCUUCAGUGACGGUAACCGGACGGUGUGUAUCAGGAUGGCACAGCUCUUGGAUGGGGCCGGCAAACUGGCCUGGGUUCUCCUCAAGUCCGUGCUUCGUUUCACUUUUAUGUUCUUCAACAACUGUGUAGCCAUCCCAUCUUACUGCUUGUACCUGCUGCUGCUUCAGCCCCUGAGAAUAUGGGACAGCUCCGCUUUCUGGCACAUUGAAGGAAUCAUGUUCAAGUGGUUGCUGGCCAUGGUGUCUUCGUGGGGUUGGGUUGCAGGUUAUACAGUAACAGAAUGGGGUGAUGACGUGCGGCCCAUCUCUGAGGAGGAAGCGAUGGUCAUCGUCAACCACCAAUCAACAGGAGAUGUGUGCACGCUCAUGAUGUGCCUGCAAGACAAGGGAACGGUGGUACGGAAAAUGAUGUGGCUGAUGGACCAUGUGUUCAAAUACACCAAUUUUGGCCUAGUGUCCCUGAUCCAUGGAGACUUCUUCAUUAGACAGGGUAAAGCUCACCGAGACAAGCAGCUGGUUUACCUAAAAGAGCACCUAGACAAAUACUACCAUAGCCGUGACAGAAAGUGGAUAGUGCUGUUUCCUGAGGGCGGCUUUCUUCGCAAGAGGCGGGAAACCAGCCAGUUGUUUGCCAAGAAGCACUCGCUCCACCUGACCCACGUCACGUUGCCUCGUCUUGGGGCCAGCCACGUCAUACUGAAAACCCUGUCGGCCCAGCAAGAGAACGGCAGCGUGGGCGGCGAAACUGGUACCCUGAACAUGACGGUAACAGAAUGGGGUGAUGACGUGCGGCCCAUCUCUGAGGAGGAAGCGAUGGUCAUCGUCAACCACCAAUCAACAGGAGAUGUGUGCACGCUCAUGAUGUUGCAAGACAAGGGAACGGUGGUACGGAAAAUGAUGUGGCUGAUGGACCAUGUGUUCAAAUACACCAAUUUUGGCCUAGUGUCCCUGAUCCAUGGAGACUUCUUCAUUAGACAGGGUAAAGCUCACCGAGACAAGCAGCUGGUUUACCUAAAAGAGCACCUAGACAAAUACUACCAUAGCCGUGACAGAAAGUGGAUAGUGCUGUUUCCUGAGGGCGGCUUUCUUCGCAAGAGGCGGGAAACCAGCCAGUUGUUUGCCAAGAAGCACUCGCUCCCCCACCUGACCCACGUCACGUUGCCUCGUCUUGGGGCCAGCCACGUCAUACUGAAAACCCUGUCGGCCCAGCAAGAGAACGGCAGCGUGGGCGGCGAAACUGGUACCCUGAACAUGACGGCCAAGAAACACUAAUAACGUAAAGGUCUGCAGUGGGUUAUAGAUGUGACCAUAGCGUACCCCAAAGCAAGACCGAUGGACAUCCAGACUUGGAUCUUUGGCUACAGGCCUCCUAGCACACAUGUACAUUACAGGAUGUACCCAAUAAAAGAGGUUCCUCUGGAGGCUGAGGCCUUGACUGACUGGCUGUAUCAGAGGUUUGUGGAGAAAGAAGAGCUGCUGGCCCACUUCUACGACACAGGAUCGUUCCCUCCUCCAGAAGGACAGGAGGAGGCAGUUUCCCGGCAGAUGACCCUCGACCCCGUGUGGCUGUGCCUGAUCCAGUCGUUUGCUUUCGCCUCGGGCUACGUGUGGUACAGCGUCCUCCAGUACAUCUACUGCUGUUUAUUCUGAGCGCGCUGAUGAGGCGAGAGUCUUUAUCGGACCACUGGGAAAGCCUCUGGAUUGGAUGGUGUGUGGCCCAGCGUCAUACGAAACCCCCCAUACGAUGGAUGAAUGUACAAUUUGCAGCAGUGGCGAGACUUGGCAGGAAAACAUAUGAAGACAUGUACACAAACACACAGAUAACAAACAACCCCAUACAAUAUGAAACUGGUCACAAGCAUAGUUAACCAACACACAACUCUAAUGCCCCCUGUCCUCCCUCCCCAAACACACACACACAUACACACACACUCUGGCGGCCUAGCAGAAUAAUCUUACACUUGUCACGAUUCACAUUUUGAUGUUUACACACCCUCAUACAUGUAGACACUCACACGUACAUGACUUUUUAUUCAAAGGUAACGAUAUGAGGCUCAGGACUCCUCCAGAAGAUGCUCUGGACUGGACUCCCCCCCCCGCGCCCCUUUCCCCACUUCCCAGGCUUUAGCCGGAGUAGUUUUACAGAGUAUAAAGUAUGAAUGGACGUGAAUGUGUGUGUGUAGGAAUACAUGUGACCAGAAGCAUCGUGUCUGCCCUUAUUUUUCCUUCUGGCGAGAGUCGACGAAGCCCACUGGACCUCUCUUUCAGUCCGCUGACAAGUCAGCUGGCUACACCUUCCAGAGCGAGCGGCUGUAGGAACGCUGAGGCCGAGCAGCCAGCCGCUCCUCUGACCGUCAUUGCACUAAGGAUCCAUACUGCCCUAACUGCUCCCUGCCCCAGGAAAAGCUCCUGAAUGGUAGCUGUCGAUGUUUUGUUUUCUUAUAUUUUCUACCGUUAGCCCGCAUAUCUUCACAACAACGGCCAUUGUAUUUGUUGUUGAUGUUUUUUUUUUUUUUUCUUGUCCGUGAGCUCGCUGAGAAACGGGGCAUCAUGUUUACACUGGCGGCUCUGCUGAAAACUCGAAAAGGGACAAUGGAUACAAAGUGGCGCUUGAUUAAGGUUUUUUUCUUUUUUUUUUUUUCUUCUCCUUUUCUUUUCUUUUUGUGAGAUGUGCCGUAACACUUAUUUAAAACAAAACAAAAAAGUAGUGGCAACGCAGGGUGAGAUUUGGAGUCUUGUCACCUAAAACGUAACUCUCCUUCCUCUGCUCUCCAACAUAAAUACAGAUGCAGCAGAGGAUCAUUUCAGCAAGGCAAACUGAGAAGGCAGAGACACUAUUCCCCCAUCGGACUACGUAGUUUUACAAAUAUUUAAGCCAUAUGCUUAGUGUCGUUGGGGAGAGGAAAAAGACAUGGAAAAUAAACACGAUUUUUAUAGAAAGCUACCCUAAUGCAUUCUACAAUAGAAAUUUUGGCUUACAGAACUAUAGGUGUCAUCAUUACUGUAAAUUUACAGCAUAACCUGCCUAAGUGAGUGUGUGUGGUCGUCUUUAUCCCCCCCCUCCUCCUCUACCCACUCAUUUUGAUAUAUAGUUCGAGUUGUGUUGCUCUGUGACGUCAGAGUGUGGCGGCGGUUUCAUCUCCAGUGGGUCGAAAUUUAAUUUCUUUUUAAAUUACUUGAACUGUUCUGUUCUCAUGUCCCAUUAUGUUUAAAUCUUGUAUAUAACGAAGCUGAGGAAAUGCGUGAAAUGACUGAUGCCUGUCUUCUCUUUUUUUGGUUCGUGAUCAUUUCAAAUGAUUUUAUUUUAAGAUAUGAAUGGUUUUUUUUUUAAAAGAAGCCGAAAGCAAGGAUUCCCGCCCCUCCCCUCCUCCACUGAUCAGUGUUACCGUGUAUUGUUUUGACCAGGAAGUUAACGUGUGCUCCAUUUCUGUGAGGUUAUAGCUGCUGUAGGUCCACGUGGGGCCCAGUUUGGUGGGAAAAACUAUUAACGCCUUACCAGAUGUUCUGGUUGACCACAGUCCUCCAAAUAAUGCUGUUUCCUCGCUUCAACGCUUGACAAACAUUGUUGUGAGGGAGGAUUUUGGGUGUGUAAAAACUUGGUCCAGUGAGGGAGAAAUCACUAUUAAGGGGGAAACUCUGCCAGGGCCCCUGCAAAGAUGCAGUUGUUCUCUCUCGAAUGUACUUGUGUUGUGGUUUUUGCUUAGCCUGCUUUAAUAUGAAAAUGAUCAAGGAGCAGUGAUUAUCAUCGUCAUAAACAAAUGCCCACAAGGUGCAUUUUUAGUAGCUGCUGCCCUCCCUCUGUGCCACUGUUGAUUUUUUUUUUUUUUUUUUUUUUUUUUUUAAAAAAGAAGAAUUGUGUGAAUGCAAAAAAAAAAGGCUACCUGGCUAGUUAGGUAGGUGAAAACAUUUCAAAUCAGGCUGUAAAUGUGUUUCAUCCUUUGACCCUUUCAGAUUCCCCUCCAUUGUGAGUGUGACGUAAAAUGAAGCGUCUUUAUUUUAUUUUUUUUCCCCCACCUUUUCAUUUUUUUAAAAUUUUUAUUUGUUGACCAUGUUUCCAAAGAAGGCAGGGAAAUCAUGUUUUCCUAGAUGUGGUUUUAGGACAUAAACACAAUAGGGAUUUAAACAAAUUAUACUAGAACUGUCUGUAAUUUUCCAUUUUGUACUUCUCCUUUAAUUCCUAGCUACACAGCCAUUUUACAACACAAACAACUUGUGCUGGAAUAAACAUAAAGAUCCUAA
Messenger RNA from Archocentrus centrarchus (flier cichlid), 4750 nucleotides. It is a transcript of the gene lpgat1, whose product is annotated as lysophosphatidylglycerol acyltransferase 1. NCBI's taxonomy places the organism in Eukaryota, Metazoa, Chordata, Actinopteri, Cichliformes, Cichlidae. Gene Ontology annotation, molecular function: acyltransferase activity. Gene Ontology annotation, biological process: phosphatidylinositol acyl-chain remodeling. Gene Ontology annotation, cellular component: endomembrane system; endoplasmic reticulum. The record is from RefSeq and is a predicted model, not a curated record.